AUGAUGCACAGUGGCAUUGAAUACGGGAAUGCAAAUGACUCUAGCACCACGGAGACGAGUUCAGUGCGAAUGUUCUCACCGGCACAUGGACGACGAACCUCGCUCCAUCCUUCCACACCUGAUCAUUCAGCAGAAAAGGAUGAAAAGUUGCCUCGACUCCACGACACCUCGUGGAUUGGAGCCAGAGUUUCGCCUAUUCCAAGUUAUGAUGAUGACGAAGAAAAUGAUCAAGUCACUGCCCGGUACAAACGAGCAUUGAAUGAGUCUACUGCCGCCUUUGUCAGUCCAGAAGCGAACGAAUCCACGUCUCUUUUGCGACAGUUGCGUGAUCCAUCAGAACGACGAAAUAUAAGGUUGCAUUUACAUCCUCUUUGGGAUCCAAAUCAAGACUCGCUGCUUUUGGAGCAAAAGAAAAUAGCUAGAACGUCUCCAAGCUAUCGAUUAGGGAAAGUAGUUGUAUUUUCUACUGGCAUAUUCUUGGGACUGAUUGGUUUGCAUGAUGCCUAUCUUUGGUACUUGUCUGUGCGAAAGGGAAAAGAACUGACGUAUCCAGUGACCUGGACCUUACCUUGGUUGGCUCCGUCCAGUAGAACACUUCUGCGUUUUGGGGCAUACUCUCCGCAGCUAGUUGUUCAAAAUGGAGAGUUUUGGAGAGUUGUCAUUUCAUGGUUUGCCGCGACAUCCUUUCUGGAUUGGAUGACGAUAGCAUGGGGAUGGUAUUGCGUACGAUUCUUUUCUACUGGAAUGGUUGUGCUACCGCUAUACAUCGCUUGCUGUCUGACAGGACAACUUUGGAUGGCAGCCUUUGAUACUGAAGGAGUGUCAGGAACCGCAUCUUGGGGUACAUCAGGGAUACUUUGUGCCGUUGGGGUGGCGCGACCAGAUCGAAGAUUUAUCUUGUUCUUGUCUGUCAUUGUUGCAGUCGUUGCAAGUGCUAUUCAACCAUCUAGCUCGGUCUAUGGUGAAAUUGGCGGUAGUUUUUUUGGCUGGGCAUUCAACUCAGUUGGGUUGGCGCUUUCCAAAUUUCAAGAACCAAGGAAGGAUGAUGAUGAAAAGGAGAAAGAACUAAACUUCUUCGCAGCAGCUGUCCUGGUCGGAUUGUGGAUCGUGCCAAUCGCAUACGUCCUACAUGUAACAGCAGAUCAAUAA
Cylindrotheca closterium is the source of this 1149-nucleotide messenger RNA. NCBI's taxonomy places the organism in Eukaryota, Bacillariophyta, Bacillariophyceae, Bacillariales, Bacillariaceae. The record is from the annotation of a GenBank genome assembly.